Molecule: messenger RNA, 1593 nt
Organism: Colletotrichum paranaense
Lineage: Eukaryota; Fungi; Ascomycota; Sordariomycetes; Glomerellales; Glomerellaceae
Exons: 4
Coding region: 1-1593 (530 amino acids)
Source: RefSeq, a predicted model, not a curated record
AUGAACAAGGUUUUCCAGGUGCCACCAAACACGGCACACUCACCUGGAUACACCCCAAGGCACCCAGGGUACACAAGGACAAGCACCACCAAGGUCACCACCACCCAGCCGUGCCAGCCCAGGCUAGGAACCAACAGCCAUGCCCGCGGCCAAGGAACAAGCGGCAGCGCAAAGCGCCAGGAACCACCGCCUUCCAAUUUGCCUGGAUUCUUGUUCUGGCGGAUACGGGCUAUCUUUCCUCACCUGGCCUUUAUAACCAUCGGGGACACCCAGAUCGCGCUCCCAGCUGAUCUCCCACAUUUGUUUGUCGUCGACAACAACUGGAUCACAGACCACACUGCCCCUCAAGAACCUGAUCACGAGGGCAACGUAAACAACUUUCUCACCCCCGAUCAAAUCGUUAAGGAGGAUACCACCGCCGCAGUCAUGAACACUGUUACUCCCGAAUCUACCACCGCCGCCUUGGCUAAGGACGUGCCUCUCGAGAACAAGGAGGAGCUCCCCCAGGCUACCCCCUCCGACAUUCCCGGCGGCUUCCCCGUCACCCCCGCCAACGAGCUUGACAAGUUCAUUGGUGUGAACCCUAUCCCCGCCCAAGAUGUUACCGCUGAGCCCGUAACCGUCGCACCUGGCGAACCCCUUCCCGCGUCUGUCAAGGCUGGCGAUAUCAACGAGCACGUCAAGCUUGACAAGGAGGGUUACGAGGACUCUAGCGCUCUGCCCGGCCUCUCCAAGGAGGAGACCACCGUCCCUGAGGUUACCAGCAACACGAUCCCCGAGUCCAGCUUGCCCAUUGCGACCGCGGAUGUCACCAUCAACAGCGCCGCGCCCACAUCCACCACCGCUGCUCUGGCCGCCGAGGUUCCUCUCGAGACCAAGACUGCCGAGGUUCCCGAAAUUGUCAAGGAGAGCCAAGAGAAGGCCCACGCCGAGCCUGAGGCCAGCGCAAACCCCGAGGCCGUCCAGGAGAAAGCCGUUGUUGAGAACGAGCUCCUCGAGAAGACCAAGGAGGAGACCCGUGAGGAGGUCGCUCCCGAGGUUCCCACCGUCGUUAAGGAGUCUAUCGCCGAGGCCGGCAAGAGCCCCGAGGCUGCCGCCAACACCGAGGCUGUCAUCGAGAAGAAGGAGGUCGAGGCUGAGCUCCUCAAGGAGGUCAAGCCUAUCCCCGCCGUCGGUGAGGAGACCAAGGUCGAGGCCGAGAAGCCCAAGGUUGAGGCUGCCAAGGAGGAGGUCAAGGAGACCAAGGAAGAAGUCAAGGAGGGCGAGAAGACCAAGACUGAGGCCGUCAAGGAGGAGGCUAAGCUCGCUAAGGAGGAGGUUAAGGCUGCUGUCACCAAGGAUGACUCUACAAAGGAGGCUAACGGUGCCAACGGUGUUCACGCAACCGCCAACGGUGCCAACGGCGCCAGCCUCACCUCCACCAAGGAGCCCGAAGUUCCCACCACCCCUGCCAAGGCCCCGUCCUCCGUUCCCGAGUCAACGACACCGAGCAAUACAAAGGCCACCGAAAGCCCUUCGGGCACCGAGAAGAAGAAGAAGAACCGCCUGAGUGCCUUCAUCGGCAAGCUCAAGGCCAAGGUGCACAGCAAAUAA